UGAAAAUUGUGCCAGUGGAGUUGUUACGGCCCUGAAUAUCAAUAGAAAUGAAGGGUCAGGUGGGUGAUAGUGUCUGUUAUAGAUUAGUAUUAAAAAAAAAACAGAAGAAAAAGGAAUUACAAAUCAAUUUUAACACCAUGUGGGAAUGAGUUUCUCCUAUUAAAAAUAAAUAAAUAAGAAGAAAGACAGAUGGACAUACCAGGAAGCUCAUAUGACUUUUUGUUCAUAUUUAAAUUUUCAAAAAACAACAUUAACUCAGACUCAACAACAUCUAUCUGCAAUUUAAAGGAAGCUUCAUUAGGGUUGAGAAGAAUGCCAAGAAGACGGAAGAGCAUUCAAGCCAUAGGUACAGAACUGUGCAUGAUGCCAACAGCUUCAACAUACAAGCCUUAUAGUGAGCUAUGCUGCGCUGCCACAUGGAGAACUAGACAAAGCUUCUUGCCUGAUUACAUCAGCGGUGACUUUGAUUCCAUUAGGCCUGAAGUCCAGGAAUAUUACAAGGUCAAGGGGUGUGAGUUGAUAGAGACACCGGAUCAAGACUUCACUGACUUCACCAAGUGCCUUCAGAUACUUCAGAAAAAGAUAGAAGAAAAAAGUCUCCAGAUUGAUAUGAUUGUGACCUUGGGUGGACUUGGAGGACGCUUUGACCAAGUCAUGGCAUCAGUGGAGACUCUCUUUCACGCAACUAAUAUCACUCCCACUCCAGUUAUAGUUAUUCAAGAGUGCUCCCUCAUCUGCCUACUUCAACCUGGAAAGCACAAACUGUAUGUAAACACAGGACUUGAAAGCAAGUGGUGUGGCCUCAUUCCAGUUGGGAACCCUUGUGACAGCGUUACUACGACGGGCCUAAAAUGGAACCUCACUAACCAUGUGCUAAAGUUUGGAACGCUUGUCAGCACUUCAAAUACCUAUGAUGAAUCUGGAGUUGUGACCAUAGAAACAGAUAAACCGUUGCUGUGGACAAUGGGUAUCAAAAAUAAGCAAAAUGCUUAAGAUAAUAACUGCCUUUCUUUCAGCUGACCAAAGACUUUAAACAUACUGGAAAAUUUCACUCAUUAACAGAAACAGAAUUACUGUGCCAGCAGUAAAAAAAAAAAAAAAAAAAAAAUUUUUGGAGGAGCAGAAGGAAGGGAAAGACAAUGGAGAUCAAUCGGUCAAGUGAAAAAUCUUUAGGAAGAUAGUGACAAAACAGAAUAUCUCCUUCUAGUUCCAUGUGUAGGACACAUGCACUUCCUAAACCAGCAGCACUGAAGGGACUAAUGGGCAUAGACUGACCUACUUUACUCCUUGCAGGAGUGUGUCCAUAUUAGGUUUUAAUAUUACUGUUAGAUCAGUGGUUGAAGAAUCUGUUCUCAAGUCAAAUUUUAAAUGAUGUAUUAUGUAUGUUCUUGUUUUGUAUAAGAAAACCUUGUGCUGUUUAAUGUGACUAGAACAGGCUGAUCUUCUACCCUGCUGUUUAGUAACAUAACUCAAGUGAAGUAGGCAAAAGCUAAUUGCAAAUUUUUAAGAAAAACAGCAAUAAAACCGCUGCAGUGAAGUUUAGAAUAGAAGGCUGAGUAUUUCUUUUAAUGCUGCUCUCUGUGCUGCCAUUUUACUUCUACUUUCCAGCAUCAAGUACUAUUUACAAACUUCUAAUUAACAGACAGUAAGCAGCAUUAAACUAAUAAAGUGCUAGUUAGUGUGCAAGCUUUUAUAGAUUAAGUUUAGAUUUGUCACAACUGUAUGAGCUUUGUAUACAGAAGUUCAUGCAAGUUCUUUAAACUGGAUAAAGUUGCAUUUUAAUUUGUAAAAUCUGAACAGACUGCUGUGAUAACCAAACUGCUAUAUUUUCCUGUAAAGAGUUUGUUAGCGUAAGGUGGUACAGAAUGCAUGUGUCAUUGAAUAGAUGCUAAACACAACGGUAUAUAACAAAUUUCGUGCUAAUGUUAGUGUCAAGCUGCACCAUCUUGAAAAGCACUGUAAAGACACAUUAGUGGAAUCCAAAACUGGUAAGGAAGGAUAAGGGCCCUCAGCUGAUAGUGUGAUCUGUAAGUAUAUAUUUCAGUUGUUGCCUCUUAAAGAGAUGGUUUUUAGAACAAGAUCUGAAAAACUACCCUACUUUUUGUAAGUAAAACCAAAGGUUACUUCAGCUCAAAGACUAAAGUGAAGUCUUUUCAGCUUGCUUUAUGCUUCUGACGGCACAUUCCUUUUUGUAGGGGUCUCCCCUCCCCCGAUUACAAGACACAAGACAGGAAAAUGGCAGUAGGUUAGUGUUUAAUAUGAAUGGAUUUAGAAUUAGGUUUUAGUACCACCUAACGCUGGGCCAAUAUAUGUAAAGAAUUAUUCUACUGCUGAAA
Molecule: messenger RNA, 2336 nt
Organism: Mauremys mutica (yellowpond turtle)
Lineage: Eukaryota; Metazoa; Chordata; Testudines; Geoemydidae
Gene: TPK1
Product: thiamin pyrophosphokinase 1
Exons: 6
Coding region: 190-993 (267 amino acids)
Biological process (GO): thiamine diphosphate biosynthetic process; thiamine metabolic process
Molecular function (GO): thiamine diphosphokinase activity; ATP binding; thiamine binding
Source: RefSeq, a predicted model, not a curated record